Messenger RNA from Mangifera indica (mango), 3204 nucleotides. RefSeq names its product U-box domain-containing protein 5-like. The transcript is spliced from 6 exons. Gene Ontology annotation, cellular component: cytoplasm; nucleus. NCBI's taxonomy places the organism in Eukaryota, Viridiplantae, Streptophyta, Magnoliopsida, Sapindales, Anacardiaceae. The record is from RefSeq and is a predicted model, not a curated record. Bases 683 to 2965 code for a protein of 760 amino acids. Gene Ontology annotation, molecular function: protein binding; ubiquitin-protein transferase activity. Gene Ontology annotation, biological process: protein ubiquitination.
UUUCUUUUGCCAUUUUUAUCUUCUUCUUUUUUAAUAUUUCGUGCGAAGACUGCGACUGGGUUAUCCUGCGUGGGGGGAAGAGAAUCAUCUUCAUUUUUCUACUUUAUCAUCGCAUAGAUGCUUUGUUUCUUCAAAUGAAAUUUCUGUUUUAGGCUUUUGUCUUUGCUUCUUGUGUAUUGUUCUUCUUGGGUUCUGCUUGUUUUGAUAUUGAUUUUCUCAUUCAUCCACAACUUUUCACUUUCAUACUUAUAAAAAGUUAUGAACUUGAAUUCUGGGAGUCUUUCACGUGAGCGGCUACUCUUUAAUCCUUGUUCAGUCACUUCAUUUUUCUUCUUUAUCAUCGCAUAGAUGCUUUGUUUCUUCACAUGAAAUUUCUAUCUAAGGCUUUUGUCUUUGCUUCUUGUGUAUUGUUCUUCUUGGGUUCUGCUUGUUUUGAUGUUGAUUUCUCAUUCAUCCACAACCUUUCACGUAUGUAUUUAUAAAAAGUUGUGAACUUGAAUUCUGGGAGUUGUUCGUGUGAGCGGCUACUCUCUAAUCCUUGUUCAGUCACUUCAGUUUGAAUAUACGUAUAGUUCAAAAGACAGAUCUUCUGGAAAACGCGUGAAUUCACUGUGUUGAGAGUUGGGGUUUCGAGGGAUAGCUUCUUAUUAUUGCUGGUUUUAUAAGGACAUAAACCUUUCGAAUGGGGACUGAUGUUACUGAGGCAGUAGGGACUCUGCCAUAUCCUUAUUCCUUCAAGGUGCAUCGUGUCAUGUGCACAGAACUGAUGAAAUUGGUAGAGAGAACUAUGAAUAUAUUUCCACAAAUAGAAGCAGCUCGGCCUCGAUGCUCGUCUGGAAUUCAAACACUAUGCUUGUUGAAUAAUGCGAUUGAAAAGGCCAAGUUAAUUCUUCAGUAUUGCAGGGAGUCUAGUAAACUCUAUCUGGCACUAACUGGGGAUGUGAUAGCCUUGAGAUGCCAGAGGUCGAGGAACUUGUUGGAACAAAGUUUGAGCCAAGUCCAAAACAUGGUUCCAGUAAUGUUGGCUGUUGAGAUUUCUCGAAUUAUUGAUGAUCUUAAGGUUGCAACUUUUGUCCUGGACUCCAAUGAAGAAGAGGCUGGGAAGGUUGUGCGAGAAUUGCUCCAGCUGGGGGCUUCUACAUCAGAGUCACUGGAGUGCUCAGAAACCAAUGCAUUACAACUUGCUGCUCAAAGACUUCAUAUUACUACCCCAAAGGACCUCUUAAUUGAGAGAAGAUCUGUAAAGAAGUUGCUGGAUCAAGUUGGUGACAAUGAGCUACCCAAGAAAAAGAUCUUAAAGUACCUUUUGCAUUUAUUGAAGAAGUAUGGAAAUUUAAUUAUGGAGCAGAUAGACAAUGCCUGUGCUCAAGAAAAGGGAUCAUUUUCAGUUAGCAGUCAAUCUGUUGAAGUCGAUUCUUGUACAGGAUGUAAGAAGUAUGAAGCUCAAACAGAAAUCUUGAGUAGAGCUAUACCCCCAGAGGAGUUUAAAUGCCCCUUAUCUUCGAAAUUAAUGUAUGAUCCCGUUAUCAUUGAGUCUGGGCAAACCUUUGAGAGAACAUGGAUACAAAAGUGGUUGGAUGAUGGUAAUGAUACAUGUCCAAAAACUGAAAUAAAACUGGUCCGUCAAUCGUUGACUCCAAACACAGUCAUGAAGGAUCUAAUAUCAAAGUGGUGUGCUACGUAUGGAAUCACCAUUGCUGACCCAAGCAUGAGAAUGGAAAGCCUGUGCUCUUGGGAUGCUUCUAUGUCCAUUGCUAGCUUUGGCAGUUCUAUGAAUGAUUUACGGCUUCCAUUGGAUGUGAGCAAUGUAUCAGUUGGAUCUUUAGAUACUAGUUACAAUUCAGACACCGCACACAAUAAGAUUGCAGAUGGGUUAAGUUUGACAUCGGUGGAGACCAAUAAUGAUUUUCAUAGAUUUCAAGCUUCCUCUAACAUAAUUGAGGCAGAUUUAUCUAGGCUUGGUGAACUUAACUGGGAAGAUCAAUAUAAGGUGGUCGAAAAUAUUAAAAGCCUUUUGAAGCACAGUAGUGAAGCUUGUUAUUCUCUCUCAUCUAUGAAUUUUAUUGAACCUCUUGUGAGAUUUCUUAGAAAUGCACGAGACAGACAUGAUGUUAGAGCCCAAAGAGUUGGAUUUCAAUUGUUAUUGGCAUGCAUGAGCAAAAGCAGGUACGUUGUUCUCAGAAGUGGAAUACCAUGCUUGGAUGAAAAUGUGUUUCUUUUGUUGGCAUCUUUUCUUGAUUCAGAAGUAAGUGAUGAGGCUUUUGCCAUCUUGGAAGAGUUAUCUAGGUAUCGAUAUUGUAGAUCUUAUAUUGUAUCAUCUGGAGUUCUUGCCUCCAUCGUUAAGAUCCUAGAUUCUGAGAACAGAGAACUCAAGGAGCAUUCUAUAAAAAUUCUGCAUAAUUUGUCAUUGGACAAUGAAAGUUGUUCUCAGAUUCCAUCUUCAGAGUGCAUCCCAAAAUUGGUGCCCUUUUUAAAGGAUACUACACUUGCAGAACAUUGUAUAAAAGUGUUGAAAAACAUGUGUGAUAUUGAAGGGGCUAGAGUUAUUAUUGCUGAAACCAGUGGAUGUCUGGCUUCUGUGGUGGAACUACUUGAAAUGGGAAGGCUGGAGGAACAGGAACAAGCAGUUUCCAUUCUCCUUUCUUUAUGUUCGCAACGUGUUCGCUAUUGUCAUUUGGUUAUGAAUGAAGGUGUUAUCCCUUCCCUCGUCAGUAUAUCAAUCAAUGGGAACGACAAAGGAAAGGUGAUGGCAUUGGAAUUGCUUCGUCUCUUAAGAGAUGUUCAACAAUGUGAUGAGCUAGAAUGUAUUGAAUCUGAUCAUGACACUUCCAGAGAUUCUAGCAGCUACACUAAAGAAAAGAAAGCAUCUUCAAAGUCAUAUGGGUUUUUUAUGGGGAAAUUUUCAAUGUUCUCAAAAACUCAUCUUGCACGCAGCAAGAAAAGGGAAAUGAAACUAGGAGUUUAGCUCUUUUUCCAGUUUUGAUUUUGUGGGUAGACUCAAUUACAUACACAAUUACACCAGGCAAAUAACAUAGCUUGUAAUUUAUGAUCUUCUUCGACCAAGGCUGGAUUUAGGAUUUGUGCAUAUCGUAUCAUAACCAAAUGUAGUGUAGGUAUUGAAUUGUUUCAUUUACUUGUAAUUAUAAUUCUGAAUAUGUAUCACUAUCUAGCUGUUUACUGGGUACAUAUUGAUGUCCAGUUGUA